AUGAUUUACUCCACACUGCAAACAUUACAUAGUCUCCUCCUGAGUAGUAAACAUGUCUCUCUUGGCUGUCUCUUGUUGCCUCGCUCUUCUGGUGGGUCAGGCCUUCGGAGCUGGGUAUCAUGAGGACAUCGGCAUCCCUGAGGCAUCCAGGAUCCGGUUGAAGGAGGCCCAGCGAGCCAGUGAGAGGAUCAGCGGAGGAGUAGCCUCCAACUAUGGUGACAACCCUUACCUGGCUGGUAUCCUGAUAACUCUGCGGUCUGGUCAGAUGUCUGUGUGCAGUGGUACUCUGGUGUCCACCAAGAAGGUGCUGACAGCUGCCCAGUGCUGGUACGAUGGUUACAACGUCGGCAGGAAGGCUGAGAUAACGUUAGGUUCACUUCAGCUAUUCUCUAGCAGCAAAUGGGAGGUAUUGGGAGUGACCGUACAUCCGGAGUACAAUCCUAACAAUUUGCUGAACGACCUGGCUAUGAUGACUCUCCGAUACUCCGUUUGGCAAAGCAAUAACUUGAUGCCCGCAUUUCUCCCGAACAACACUGACUACGAUUUCGCCGGCGAAGAGGCGCGCGUGUCGGGAUACGGGAAGACUAGUGAUUAUGACGAGUUGAACCCCAACACCAACCAACAGUCCCUGAUAGUGAAGGUGAUGGGUCCGUGGGAGUGCUACUGGAGCAUGGCGCGCCGGCCUGCAGACUCCAGCAAGGUCAUGUGCACCCCCGGCAGCGUCCUGUGGGGGACCUGCGGCGCCGACCUCGGCGGCCCGCUCGUCGUACCCAACUUUAACGCCACGGGAAACCAUCUGUUGAUUGGAGUAGUAUCGAUCCAGUCUCCCUUCGGCUGCUACUCAUCAUUCGCGACCGGAUACACUCGCGUCACGGCCUACAAGAAGUGGAUUGAGCAGAACUUGUAAAUUAAUAGAGUAUCAUAUUACAGAUACUGUAAAAAGGGGUGAAUAGAAGCAGAAGAGGGGUGAAUAGGGUCAAAAGAGGGGUGAAUAGGGACAAGAGGGGUGAAUAAAUACUAUCAAAGUCAAAGUCAAAGCAUUUAUUUCAAUUUAUCCUAAAUUAGACAUUUUUGAAACGUCAAAUUGAAUUGUCCGUCAGUGAAGCUAGGCGCUCGUUCCAAAGUGUUGCUUCGAAUGGAGAAGAACGAGCAAGAAACUCCAUCUUUACUCUUUUUAAAAAAAUGUUUGUUACUAUAUCUCUGAUAUAUUAUUUGAUCAUUUACCUAUUGUAUACAUGCCGUAUAUAGGAACAAUGUAGGUAACGGCAAUACAUCGAAUAUGAAGAUUUCCCCUGUACCUAUUCACUUCUCGAUCCCUAUUCACCCUAUUCAUCCUAUUUUACCUACCUAGGUAAGCGUCCACAGGCCCGCAUCGUACGCAUCGCACGCAACGGAUUCUAGUUUGUCUUUAACGACAAGAAAUUCUGAACCUUACUGUGGAUUUUUUAAAAAUCUUUAUAUCUUAAUGCAGUAUCUAUAAUAUGUAGACUUUAAUUUUAUUAUAACUUUCGUGUAACAUACUAAACUAAUUAUUAUGUUAUCUGCUUACUCACGUAACUGUUUGACGAGGAACUCGACUAGUUUCAAGCCAUGCUAGAGACUCAUAUUCAUGAGCAGCAUUCCGCGACACACGACGCGGCGAUUGUCGCGCUGCUACUGGCGACUCGAGUUUCGCGCCCAUCGCGCCCUCUGUCUGGAAUCAUGCGUACAUUCCACGAUGUUGGCUCGUAGGUGUUGGGUUUGAUUAUCGGGUCGACGCAAAAACGGUGUUAAUAUGGACUCAUGAAUAUGAGCCUCUAGCAUGGCUUGAAACUUGUAGAGUUCCUCGUCAAACAGUUACGUGAGUAAGCCGAUAACAUAAUAAUUAAUUUAAAAGACUUGGCUAUGUAUAAAAGGACAUGAAACUAUAUUUUAAUUAACGUUUUCAAACUUUCUAUUUCCAUUUUGCAAUAUGGCUGAUAAGAGAACUGUCAAAUUCAAAUUUUCUUUCUUUUUUUGUUCGAAAUUACGUUUUAUUUCUUUUUAAUUUGUUUUUUAGUGAAAUCAUGUAAAUUAAUCAAUUUUAUUAUAACAUAUUAAGGAAUCAUAAUAAAUUAUUUCAUUGAGUAAAA
Spodoptera frugiperda (fall armyworm) is the source of this 2111-nucleotide messenger RNA. Its product is annotated as collagenase. The transcript is spliced from 6 exons. Gene Ontology annotation, biological process: proteolysis. The record is from RefSeq and is a predicted model, not a curated record. The coding region runs from base 53 to 907 and encodes 284 amino acids. NCBI's taxonomy places the organism in Eukaryota, Metazoa, Arthropoda, Insecta, Lepidoptera, Noctuidae. Gene Ontology annotation, molecular function: serine-type endopeptidase activity.